Messenger RNA from Tupaia belangeri chinensis (Chinese tree shrew), 4056 nucleotides. It is a transcript of the gene ULK4, whose product is annotated as unc-51 like kinase 4. The record is from RefSeq and is a predicted model, not a curated record. Gene Ontology annotation, molecular function: ATP binding; protein kinase activity. The transcript is spliced from 37 exons. Bases 42 to 3911 code for a protein of 1289 amino acids. Gene Ontology annotation, biological process: protein phosphorylation. NCBI's taxonomy places the organism in Eukaryota, Metazoa, Chordata, Mammalia, Scandentia, Tupaiidae.
UAGAGAUGGUAUUUUAUCGUAUAUGAGAAAUCGGCCCAGAGAUGGAGAACUUCAUUCUGUACGAGGAGAUUGGCAGAGGAAGCAGGACUGUUGUCUAUAAAGGAAGGCGAAAGGGAACAAUCAAUUUUGUAGCUAUUCUUUGUACUGAUAAGUGCAAAAGGCCGGAAAUUACCAAUUGGGUCCGCCUCACCCAUGAAAUCAAACACAAGAAUAUUGUGACCUUUCACGAGUGGUAUGAAACCAGCAAUCAUCUCUGGCUAGUAGUGGAACUCUGCACAGGUGGUUCCUUAGAAACAGUUAUUAUUCAAGAUGAAAACCUCCCAGAAGAUGUCGUGAGAGAAUUUGGAAUUGACCUGAUUACUGGAUUACAUCAUCUUCAUAAGCUUGGCAUUCUCUUUUGUGACAUUUCACCUGGGAAGAUACUCUUAGAAGGUCCUGGCACAUUAAAAUUUAGCAAUUUCUGCUUGGCCAAAGUAGAAGGUGAAAAUUUGGAAGAGUUCUUUGCUUUGGUGGCGGCAGAAGAAGGAGGCGGCGAUACUGGGGAAAACAUACUGAAGAAGACCGUGAAAAGUAGAGUCAAAGGCUCUCCUGUUUACAUAGCACCAGAAAUUGUGAGGGGCGGUGACUUCUCCAUCUCCAGCGACCUCUGGUCUUUGGGCUGUCUGCUUUAUGAAAUGUUUUCAGGAAAACCUCCAUUCUUUUCCGAAAGUGUUUCAGAAGUAAUUGGGAAAAUUUUAUAUGAGGAUCCUUUGCCACCUAUUCCAAAAGAUUCCUCACUUCCUAAAGCUUCUUCAGAUUUUAUUAAUUUGCUUGAUGGGUUACUUCAAAAAGAUCCUCAGAAAAGAUUAACUUGGACAGGCUUGCUGCAGCACUCAUUUUGGAAGGAUGCUUUUGCUAAAGGAGAUCAGGAAUCGAGCAUCGAGGACUUCAGCUUCAGUUCUGUAAGGUGGUUAUGUAGAUAUCUGCAAGUGACUGGAAGGAAUAAACUAAGAAAUGUGACGGAGUGUUCUGGGCCACAAAAUUCCAAGGAGCUUUUGCAGAACCCUCAGAGUGGACAAGGAAGAGGGCAGAAGAGUGAUCAGAGACUGAGUCAGUCCUUCAGGCUAGAAAAUCCAGCUGAGUUGCGGCCUAAGAGUACUCUUGGAGGUCAAUUGAAUGAAUCCAUGUUUCUCCUCAGCUCUCGACCUACUCCAAGAACUAGCACUGCAGUGGGGUUAAGUCCUGGUGAAGAUCUGACCCAAAAUUUACCACAGAAAUCUUCUCCUUUGACCAAGAUUACAGGUGAGCACCUGAGUCAGCAGGACUUGGAAUCCCAGAUGAGAGAGCUUAUCUACACGGAUUCAGAUCUUGUUAUCACCCCGAUUAUUGACAAUCCAAAGAUAAUGAAACAACCACCAAUUAAAUUUGACCCCAAAAUAUUGCAUCUACCAGCACAUUCAGUGGACAAGUUGUUAUUUCUGAAAGACCAAGAUUGGAAUGAUUUUUUGCAACAAGUGUGCUCACAGAUUGAUUCCACUGAGAAGACGACGGGAGCCUCCCGGGCCAAGCUGAAUCUCCUUUGCUAUCUCUGCGUGGUAGCUGGUCACAAGGAGAUAGCCACCAGGCUCCUCCACUCCCCCUUGUUUCAGUUGCUAAUUCAGCAUUUACGAAUAGCUCCGAACUGGGAUAUACGGGCCAAGGUUGCUCGGGUGAUUGGUUUACUGGCUUCGCACACCACGGAGCUCCAGGAAAACGCCCCUGUUACUGAGGCGAUUGUUCUCCUAACUGAAUUAAUUAGGGAAAACUUCAGGAACAGCAAAUUAAAACAGUGUCUUUUACCAACCCUUGGGGAGCUGAUCUAUCUUGUAGCCACCCAGGAAGAAAAAAAAAAGAACCCUAGAGAAUUCUGGGCUGUUCCCUUGGCUGCAUACACAGUGCUAAUGAGGUGCCUUCGGGAAGGGGAAGAACGGGUCGUGAAUCACAUGGCAGCGAAGAUUAUUGAAAACGUCUGCACUACUUUUUCUGCUCAGGCCCAGGGCUUUAUUACUGGAGAAAUUGGACCUGUUUUAUGGUACCUAUUCAGACAUUCCACCGUUGAUUCCCUUAGGAUAACAGCAAUAUCGGCCUUGUGCAGGAUCACCCGUCAUUCUCCGACUGCCUUCCAGAAUGUUAUUGAGAAGGUGGGCCUGAACUCCGUCAUAACCUCCCUGGCCUCGGCCAUCUGCAGAGUACAGCAGUACAUGUUGACCUUGUUCACUGCCAUGUUGUCCUGUGGGAUCCAUCUUCAAAGGCUCAUCCAAGAAAAGGAUUUUGUCUCCACAAUUAUCCGUUUACUUGACAGCCCUUCAACUUCCACUAGAGCAAAAGCCUUCCUGGUUCUUCUGUAUGUUUUGAUUCAUAACCGCGAGAUGCUGCUGCUCUGCUGCCAAGCAAGACUGGUGAUGUACAUCGAGAGAGACAGCAGAAAGACCACUCCAGGCAAGGAGCGGCAAAGUGGCAAUGAAUACCUGUCCAGAUGCCUGGAUCUUCUCAUCCGUCACAUCGUGCAGGAACUGCCACGAAUCCUGGGUGACAUUCUUAACGCCUUGGCUAAUGUUUCUGGUCGGAAACAUCCAUCCACCGUUCAAGUGAAACAGCUGAAGAUGUGUCUCCCCAUGACGCCCGUAUUGCUUCACCUGGUAACUUCACAGGUAUUUCGACCUCAAGUUGUUACCGAAGAGUUUCUUUUCAGUUAUGGAACUAUCCUCGGUCAUAUUAAAUCGGUAGACUCAGGAGAAACUAACAUAGAUGGAGCCAUAGGCUCGGCAGCGUCGGAGGAAUUUAUCAAGAUUACGUUGUCGGCCUUUGAGGCAAUAAUACAGUAUCCUGUUUUACUGAAAGACUACCGCUCUACGGUUGUUGAGUAUAUCCUGCCACCUUUGGUUUCCUUGGUUCAAAGCCAAAAUGUGGAGUGGAGACUCUUCAGCUUACGGCUGCUCUCAGAGACCACAUCCCUACUUGUGAACCAGGAGGUUGAGGUGGAGACGAACGUUGAUUCCGACAGCAAUCUUCUGGCUCUCAUUAGAGAUGUCUUACUUCCUGAGUAUGAGCACAUCCUCACAGAGCCUGACCCGGUACCAGCAUAUGCUCUGAAGCUGCUGGUUGCAAUGACUGAACAUAACCCACGUUUUACCAGACUUGUGGAAGAAAGCAAACUGAUUCCGCUUAUAUUUGAAGUGAUUCUGGAACAUCAGGAGAACGUUGUGGGUAACACCAUGCAAAGUGUGAUUGCAUUACUCAACAAUCUGGUUGCCUGUAAAGAUUCGAAUAUGAAGCUACUUUAUGAACAAGGACUCGUCAGUCACAUCUGUAACUUGUUCACUGAGACUGCCACAUUGUGUUUGGAUCCACAUAAUAAAAACAACAACGAGAUGGCAGCUGCUCUGCUGUUUUCCCUGCUUGAUAUUUUGCACAGCAUGCUGACCUAUACGUCCAGUAUCGUACGGCUGGCUUUGCAGGCCCAGAAGUCUGGCUCAGGAGGGGACACUCAGGCUGCGGAAGACCUGCUGCUGCUCAGCAAACCUCUGACAGACCUCAUUAGCCUACUCAUUCCACUGCUGCCUAAUGAAGAUCCAGAAAUCUUUGAGGUUUCAUCUAAGUGUCUGUCUAUACUGGUUCAGCUUUACGGAGGGGAAAACCCUGACAGCCUGUCUCCUGAAAACAUGGACACUUUUGCUGAUUUGCUGGCAACUAAGCAGGACCCAAAGGAACAGAAGCUUCUGUUGAGGAUUAUCAGAAGAUUGGUCACCUCCAACGGGAAGCACCUAGACAGCCUCAAGAAUGCAGAGGGCCUCCUGCGGGCUAUGGAGGGGCUGGCCCCAGGCAGUGGGUCACCUGCCGACAAUGCGGUGGCCUCCCUAGCCCUGGAGAUCCUCCAAGCCGUGGGGCGCUAGGCAAGAAGGUGCUCUGCUCACGCCCACGCCGUGGCAUCCGCUCUGGCUGCAAGGGCAAGGUCAGCCUCACACACGUUCUCGUCACCCCGGCUGUGCUGGACCUAAUAAAGUCAGCUGAACCCAGGCCCUGCGGCUGCUGUGCUCU